Molecule: messenger RNA, 549 nt
Organism: Dentiscutata erythropus
Lineage: Eukaryota; Fungi; Glomeromycota; Glomeromycetes; Diversisporales; Gigasporaceae
Source: the annotation of a GenBank genome assembly
GUUCAUAAUUAUUAUAAUAAGUGGAUGGCUGAGGAAAUUAAAAAGCUAAUGCCUACAGGACAAUUUCAAAAGCCUGCUUACAACAUUGUUGCUCAGGACAAUUCUAUGCUGCAUAUUAUCGUUGAAGAUGAAAAUAAUAAAAGGUCUAACGAAUCAGUUGGGAAUUAUAAAGGUUUUGGUAAAUCAGUUGGGAAUUAUGAAGGUUCUAGUGAAUCAGUUAGAAAUUGUGAAGAUUUAAACGAAUCAAUUAUAAAUUGUGAAGAUCCAAACAAAUUGGUUAUAAAUUGUGAAUAUUCAAAUGAAUUAAGUGGAAGCUAUAAAGAGUCAAACGAAUCAAGUGGAAGCUGUAAAGAGUUAAACGAAUCAAGUGGAAGCUGUGAAGAGUUAAAUGAAUUAAAUAGAAACAAUAAAGAGUCAAAUGAAUUGGAUAAAGACUAUGAAAAGUUAAAUGAAUCGAAUAAAGACUAUGAAGAGUUAGAUGAAUUUUUGAAAUUUGUGAUGAUAAUGAAAGGUCUAGUCAAUUUUUUUGUAAAAACAAUCCUAUUCUAG